AUGAGUCUGUGAUCUUUUUCCCAACAGCCACCCUUGGUGCUGGUGCAGCAGCGAGGGUCUGAGGCGAGUGCCGUGCUCCGUCCUCACUGCCGCUGACUUCUGUUGCAGUGGAGGCUGCAGGGCCGGGCAGCAGCCUGAGGGGCCAGGACCAGCAGGAGCAGCAUGCCACUGCUGUGAGGAUCAGUGCCAGACCAUGCACUACAGUACAGUGCAAUUCCUUCAUCAUAUUUUGUGCCAAAGAAAAAAUUCAGUGCCAUAACUUUGAACAGCACCUUGCAUGCUCUGAUCAGGGGUGCUCAGGAGAACCACCACCACCACCACCACCUUGCUGCUGGCAUCUCCAGCCAUAAAGGAAAGGGAGAGUUUGAGUGAGAGAAGGUUUGAGACCGAGAGCAAGUUCACCAGACACAGCCUUGCACACACUGCUGAAGGGAAGCAUGAGUGCCAAGAGUGUGGGAAAAGACUCCCUGGGAAGGGUGACCUCAACAAACACACCCACACACUCUGGUGGAAGACCUCUUAAAUGCCAAGAGUGUGGCAAAGUGUUCAGUAGGAAGAGUGACCUUAACACACACACCCUUACACACACUGGUGAAAGACCUUAUGAAUGCCAAGAGUGUGGCAAAGUGUUCAGUAGGAAGAGUGACCUUAACACACACACCCUUACACACACUGGUGAAAGACCUCAUGAAUGCCAGGAGUGUGGCAAAGUGUUCAGUAGGAAGAGUAACCUAAACACACACACCCUUACACACACUGGUGAAAGACCUCAUGAAUGCCAUGAGUGUGGCAAAGUGUUCAGUAGGAAGAGUAACCUUAACAGACACACCCUUACACACACUGGUGAAAGACCUCAUGAGUGCCAAGAGUGUGGCAAAGUGUUCACUCAGAAGAGUAGCCUUAACACACACACCCUUACACACUCUAGUGGAAGACCUCAUGAGUGCCAAGAGUGUGGCAAAGUGUUCAGUAGGAAGAGUAGCCUUAACAGACACACCCUUACACACACUGGUGAAAGACCUCAUGAAUGCCAAGAGUGUGGCAACGUGUUCAAUAGGAAGAGUAGCCUCAAAUUACACACCCUUACACACACUGGUAAAAGACCUCAUGAAUGCCAAGAGUGUGGCAAAGUGUUCAGUACGAAGAGUGACCUUAAAAAACACACCCUUACACACACUGGUGAAAGACCUCAUGAAUGCCAAGAGUGUGGCAAAGUGUUCACUCAGAAGAGUCACCUUAACACACACACCCUUACACACACUGGUGAAAGACCUCAUGAAUGCCCUGAGUGUGACAGAAGGUUCAGUGUGAAGAGUGAACUAAAUAUACACAUACAUAAACACACUGGUGAAAGACCUCAUGAAUGCCUUGAGUGUGACAGAAGCUUCUUUUCUAAGUCUGCUUUGAACAGCCACGUUGUCACACACUCUGAUCUGAGAGAGUUCACGUGUGAUGUUUGUCUAAAACAUUUCAAGACCAAGUGGAGUAUUGCCAGGCACAUGAAGAUCCACUUCCCCUGAGGUGUUGUGUGGUGCUGCUGUAUGUGGUGGCGGUGGGGGACAGUGUUUGGCAACCCCGCCCUGGCUGAAGAACAAGAAGAAAGAGAAGACAAAGAGAGAAAGACAGACAUGGAGGAACAACAAGAACAGAAAAGAAAGAAAGGAAUGAAAAGACUAGUGAAAGAAAGAGGAGAAAGAUGGACAAGAAAAUAUUAUGAAAAAUCACGAACAGAAAGAAAAGGAAUGGAGGAGAGGAAGAAAUUAUGAAAGAAGAGGAAGAUAAUAGAAGGAAGCCUGGAUGAAAAGGAGAAAGAGGAGCAGCAUCAAGACGGGGAUAGUUAGAAAAGGGUCAUCAGCAUCUUGGCUUAUGGUCCAUCUCCCUUUCCUGGGGUGGGACUUGCCAUGGUCCUCCUCCAUCUUGCUGGUCCGGUGCUAAUCCUUCCUCUAUUUCCAACACUCCCAAGUCUUGUGUCACUGUUCCUCUCCAUGCUCUCCUUGGUCUUACAACUGGUCUCCUCCCGGGCACCUCCACCGCCCUCUGUCUCUCUCCUCACAUGUCCCAACCAUUGCAGCCUUCUCUGUUUCUCUCUUCUCUGUGUCUCCUUCACACCACGUCUCUCAGCCACUUCCUUAUUCCCUUCCUUGCCACCUGUCUCUCUCCUCACAUGUCCCAACCAUUGCAGCCUUCCCUGUCUCUCUCCUCUGUGUCUCCUUCACACCACAUCUCUCAGCCACUUCCUUAUUCCCUUCCCUGCCACCUGUCUCUCCUCACAUGUCCCAACCAUUGCAGCCUUCUCUGUCUCUCUCCUCUGUGUCUCCUUCACAUCACAUCUCUCAGCCACUUCCUUAUUCCCUUCCCUGCCACCUGUCUCUCUCCACACAUGUCCCAACCAUUGCAGCCUUCUCUGUCUCUCUCUCCUCUGUGUCUCCUUCACAUCACAUCUCUCAGCCACUUCCUCAUUCUUUCCACUGAGUGUAUAUAUGUGUGUGUGUGUAAGUUUGUAUAAUAUAUUUCUUCCUUACACAA
Messenger RNA from Eriocheir sinensis (Chinese mitten crab), 2526 nucleotides. Its product is annotated as putative zinc finger protein 66. The transcript has a single exon. The record is from RefSeq and is a predicted model, not a curated record. Gene Ontology annotation, biological process: regulation of transcription by RNA polymerase II. Gene Ontology annotation, molecular function: RNA polymerase II cis-regulatory region sequence-specific DNA binding; DNA-binding transcription factor activity. The coding region runs from base 438 to 1520 and encodes 360 amino acids. Lineage: Eukaryota; Metazoa; Arthropoda; Malacostraca; Decapoda; Varunidae.